Tremella mesenterica DSM 1558 is the source of this 873-nucleotide messenger RNA. RefSeq lists its product as uncharacterized. The transcript has 2 exons. Bases 1 to 873 code for a protein of 290 amino acids. The record is from RefSeq and is a predicted model, not a curated record. NCBI's taxonomy places the organism in Eukaryota, Fungi, Basidiomycota, Tremellomycetes, Tremellales, Tremellaceae.
AUGAAGGCCCCAGGAAAGACCGGCGACGGGGAACGAAGGUCGACGACGGGAGGAGCGCGAGGAGGACGAGGACCACGAGGAGGUGGGGACGGAGAUAACUCCCAUAGGGGAGCACCAGGACGAGCGGCGCGGAAAGAGACCGAAGGAGGGAGAGGGGGAGGAAGACCGGGAAGUUCGUCCGACGGCGAAGGAGAUGCUGUCGCGAACACCGAACGACCAGCUGGCGGGGGCAACGGACGAGCGACGGGCGACGGGCGGGAAGUUGUCGAGGGCUUCCUCUGCUUAGCAGGGGAAGGGGGGAGGAAGGAGCAGACACCUGAUGUACACGAUGCACAUCGUGUACCACGGUUGGUCCCACAAGGACGAACGCAGGGGAAGUUGGGAUGCCGAGAUUGCUCGUCACUGGAAGUUAGGCGAUCACAUUCCUCGCCUUUGGGAGCCAGCUCCCAUCUUCCAGGUUGGGCCGCGAGGAGGGCCAGGAGACUCGCCGAAGUUCUUACCGUUCCAGAGCGAGGAGCAGGCGAGGAAGAAGGGGCUUCAACCCGUACCCGUAUACGCGCCGGGGUGGGCGAGGACAAAGCGGACGAAGAGGAAGAGGACACCGAUAUUGGUGAAGAAGUUCGUCGAUGUCUCUUCUUGGGAGACCGAAGGAUGGAGGGUUUUCUUGAUGAACUCGCCUCUUUCGAGGGAGUUUGUCUCUUGGCCGGGGUCGACGAUGGACCGGCGACGGGAGCGGGAGGAGCGGGAGGUGCGGAGGACGAGGACGGUGUCGACAGCGAAGGGAGAGCAGCCGACAGGGAAGAGAGACGAAGACCAGCCGAGCUGGCGAGGCGGCGGACGAAGGACGAAGGAGGAGCAGGAGGAGGAGACUGA